GGAACAAGCUACUGAGAAACCAGCUGCUGGAGGAGAAACACCCGAGGAACAAGCUACUGAGAAACCAGCUGCUGGAGAAGAAAUGCCUGAGGAAUCAGUCACUGAGAAACCAGUUACUGGAGAAGAGGUACCUGAGGAACCAGUCACUGAGAAACCAAUUGCCGGUGUAGGGGAACCUGAGGAACAAGUCACUGAGAAACCAGCUACUGGAGAAGAAAUGCCUGAAGAACAAGCAACUGAGAAAGUAAUUUCUGAAGAACAAGCACCCGAGGAGCAAAUGACUGAGAAAUCAGUUUCUGGAGAGGAACAAGCUCCAACUACUGCAAAGGCUACGGAAAGUGAAGAGGAAGGUACAUCGCAAAUGCCAGUGAGCGAAGAAGCCAGUGAGAAACCUGUCACGGAGGAAGUUCUGAAGGAAACAGCUGCACCUGAAGUUGAAACUGCACCAGUAACUGAAGAGGGCGAAAAACCAACGGAAAGCACUUUAAUGGUAGAAGUUCAUCCUACAGUAGUUUCUGCUGAAGAAGCGAAACCAACAGAAGAGGAAUCUUCCGAGCAACCAUCUAUUGAACAGACAGAAGGACCUUUGAUCAAAGAACCAUCGACUGUCGGCGGUGAAGAGGAACAAAAGACGGAGAAGCCAAUGAAAGAAGAAGCGCAAACUGAAGCAUCAAUGGCUGAGGUGCCACUAACAGAGGAGUCAGUUACUGAAGCGGGUGCGGAGAAACAAGAAACUCAGGCUCCACUCGAGGAACAAAGACCAACUAAGCCUUCUGAGCGUAAAGAGGAUGAACAGGGUGUGGAGAAACAACCGGAGGUAGAACAAAAACCGGAAGGCACUCAGGAGCCAUCUCUUGAAGGAGAGAAGCCAACUGAAAAGCCUACAGAAGGAGAACCAGUAACUGAGAUGGCCGCUGAAGGAGAGACGCCUAGUGAAGAACAGAAAACUGAGAAACCUGCCGAGGAAGAAAGGCCAACGGAAGAACCUGCUGAAGCGGAGAAACCAACUAAGGGAGCUGCGGAGGAAGAAAAACCAACUGAAGGUCCAGUCGAAGAAGAAAAGCCAACUGAAGGAGCUGCUGAGGAAGGAAGACCAACUGAAGGACCUGCCGAAGCAGAAAAGCCAACAGAA
Messenger RNA from Nomia melanderi (Alkali bee), 1132 nucleotides. Lineage: Eukaryota; Metazoa; Arthropoda; Insecta; Hymenoptera; Halictidae. The record is from RefSeq and is a predicted model, not a curated record.